AUGUCCAAAAUCUGGGAUCCCCUGGCUGAUAUGCCAGAUCUGCAAGGCAAAAUUGCCCUCGUCACGGGCGGGAAUGCCGGCAUCGGCUAUGCAACAGUCAAAUUCCUUGCCCUUGGCGGCGCCAAAGUCUACCUCGCGGCACGAUCUGAAUCGAGGGCAAUAGCGGCCAUCCGACGUCUUUGUACUGAAAAUCCCGCCAUCAAGGGCGAUCGGAUUGUAUGGCUGCCGCUUGACUUGAGUGACCCGAAGGCUGUUAUCAAAGCCGUCGAUGAGAUGAAAAGAAAAGAAGAGAAGCUAGAUAUUCUCAUUAACAAUGCCGGGAUCGGGUUAAGUGACUUCCAAGUGAAUGACGCCGGAUGGGAAAUGGUCAUGGCUGUGUGCCACGUCGGCCACUUUGUUCUCACCCUAGGACUCCUUCCCCUUCUUAAGAAGGCAACAAGCGAAGAGGACGCCGAUGUUCGUGUCUUGACGGUAUCUUCCAUCAUCACCACCGCUCUGGUCCCUCUAGACUUCGAUUUUGGUUUCGACUCGCCCACGUUUCUCACCGAUCACAAGACCUUCACCUCGUUACAAUGGAAGAUCUUGAGUAAACUCGUGGUUAAAGUCGACAUGCCGCGCGAUGCCAUGGCAAAGACUGCCAAUGUACUCUUCGCCCAGGAGCUCCAGCGCCUUCUCGACGCCAAGGGCAUCCCGAUCUUAUCAAUGUCGCUCCACCCGGGCGGAGUCGGCACUGAAGGUGCCAGGGCCGUCUUCACUAACUUGGUAAAACCCUUGAUUUGGCUGAAUUCCAUAACGACCGAUCAGGGAGCUGUCACGUCGCUGUUUGCCGCCACGGCCAAGGUCGUCCGGGAAAAUGAGGAUAUGUACGGGGGGAAGUACCUGUUGCCGUUUGGAGAGGUUAGCCCAACACACCCCGUCACGAAGGAUGAGAGGCAGCCCAACUUCUUGCUCAGUCGCGCCGUCCUCCUUUGCGGCCUUGCAGGAAGCAAGUUAGGCGGUGCACCGCGGGGUUUCUCUGUGAGCUUGUCGGACCGACAUGGCCAGGCGCAGACUCUGAAGAAAAGUCUGGUCGGUAGAGGCGUCAUUGCCCCCUCUGCUCGGCCCGGCCCGAUCCGUAGUAAGACACAGCCAAUGUUCUAA
This is a messenger RNA of Scedosporium apiospermum, 1140 nucleotides long. RefSeq lists its product as uncharacterized. The transcript is spliced from 6 exons. Lineage: Eukaryota; Fungi; Ascomycota; Sordariomycetes; Microascales; Microascaceae. The record is from RefSeq and is a predicted model, not a curated record. The coding region runs from base 1 to 1140 and encodes 379 amino acids.